This is a messenger RNA of Pundamilia nyererei, 676 nucleotides long. It is a transcript of the gene calml4a, whose product is annotated as calmodulin-like 4a. The transcript has 5 exons. Gene Ontology annotation, molecular function: calcium ion binding. The coding region runs from base 81 to 542 and encodes 153 amino acids. Lineage: Eukaryota; Metazoa; Chordata; Actinopteri; Cichliformes; Cichlidae. Gene Ontology annotation, cellular component: myosin II complex. The record is from RefSeq and is a predicted model, not a curated record.
UUAAACAGAGGUGGAGGGACAGGUGACGCAGGCUUCAGUAAACUGUCUUCUUCCUGAACAGAAACGCAGCAGUCUCAGACAUGGCUAAAUUCCUCUCACAAGCUCAGAUCAAUGAGUACAAAGAGUGCUUCUCAUUGUAUGACAAGAAUCAAAACGGCAAGAUAAAUAACAAUGACCUGAUCACAGUUAUGCGCUGCCUGGGUACAAGCCCCACACCUGGUGAAAUCAGGAGACAUCUACAAGUCCACAAAAUUGAAAAGUCUGCUGAGGUGGAGUUCUCUACGUUCCUGUCAAUAAUGCACAGACAGAUGCAACAGGAGGAUCCCAAAGUGGAAAUCCUGGAGGCCUUGAAGAUGACGGACAAGCAGAAGAAGGGAUACAUCGAGGCAUCCGAGCUGCGGGCCAAGCUCACCAUGUUAGGAGAGAAACUCACAAACAAAGAAGUGGACGACCUCUUCAGAGAGGCACACAUCAAGUCAAAUGGGAUCGUCAAAUACGAAGAGUUCACAGCGAUGCUGACGCUGCCACCUGUUGAUUACUGAUUUUUAAAAAAAGAAAACAACUACGUCAAACGUCAGGACAACAAGCUACGUUGGAAAACUGACUCUGAAUAUCAAGAAGGUGACAUCAUAGUCACACUUUGCACAUGAAGUUCGGUUGUAUUAAAUUUGCCUGU